UUUCGACGCUUGGCUGAUAACCCUCUAAACGUCAAGUGAGACAACAUCAUCUCGAUUAUCUAGCGAUAACAUUUGGUUUGUGAUCAAUGAUGUGGAUACGGGUCUUCGUGAUGUUUGUCACUGCCGUAAUCAUUGACGGCGCGAAGAGAGCGACGACGAGAAGCAGUGUUUCUCUCUUGACACGACCACGCCCGGUGCUCCGACCGAGCGAUCGCAUCAUGCCGCUACCGCUCCUUGAAGACCCUCGAGAUUACACUCGACCCGAAACUCGUGAUCUUCUAGAGAGCAAACUACGCCGAAAGAUGGGCAACGCUCUCGAUGAACGAUGGAUGUCAAUCACGGAACCGACAUCGCCAUCGACAAACGGAGUCGACAAUACUCCUAAUCUUCGCAAUACCUGGUUACGUCGUCAGCUGAACUCGUUGAAUCUCUCACGAGACUCGUCGAUGGUUAAUCUAUCCGAUCAGGAAGUUGCAUCCUUGGAGUCUUGGCUAAUGUGGAAAGCAAACUGUAUCGUCAACUACGAAUGGGUUUACGUCGGGCCCCUGUUCUGGCCAUCGUGGGUGAAACACGGAACGUGCCCCAAGAAGCCGUGUUCGUGGCCAGCGGGAAUGACCUGCGUACCGGGGGACAGUACCAACAUCAGACUCUUACGAUGGCAUUGUCGAAGUCGUCAGACGUCGACAGUCACCAACGAAGAAUCGCAGGGGAAGUCGUCCGGUGGUUCGUCCAGCGGGAAACAAUGCAGGUGGCUCAAAGUUCCAUACGUAAUCACAACACAAUGUGUGUGCAGUUGCAGCUAAUAUAUACUCAAUCAUUAUAAAAUGACGACUUUGGAGAGAAGAAUACUAUUUAUUGAUUUAUUGAUUGGUGUCU
Molecule: messenger RNA, 876 nt
Organism: Lytechinus pictus (painted urchin)
Lineage: Eukaryota; Metazoa; Echinodermata; Echinoidea; Temnopleuroida; Toxopneustidae
Product: noggin-2-like
Exons: 1
Coding region: 87-803 (238 amino acids)
Biological process (GO): dorsal/ventral pattern formation; negative regulation of BMP signaling pathway; osteoblast differentiation
Source: RefSeq, a predicted model, not a curated record